CAACCAAGAAGGGUAAAGAGGCCAAAACUCCUCUACCGAUCGUAGCACCGCGGUCUCCUGUUUUUCUUUCUCUUUGACCCAAAAUCAGAUAAUCCAUACAAUUUCGGGUCCCAAGCCUCCAUCUGAUCUUCUUGGUUUCGUCGCUUCAGUUGAUUGUUUCUUCUUGUUCGAAACUUUAUUGCAUUAUACAAUAUAAUUUCUACUCGCUGUCCUUGUCGCCCUCUUCAAAGUUGAAGAAUUGGGAGUUUUGACUCUUCCAUUGCGAUUUCGAUUGUUACUGUAAAGCUCGUGAGGCAGUUCUUUUGAAGCAAUUCAGCUAUGCAGAGCCAGCUUCAUUGUAUUGGGUGUAGGAGCAUUCUUCUUUAUCCAAGAGGUGCAGCAAAUGUCUGUUGCGCUUUAUGUAAUACAGUUACCUCUGUCCCUCCUAUUGACGAGCAAUUACAGAACUCACCGUCAAGGAAAGAUGGGAUCGAUGAAGCCACUGAAACUACCCUUAGAAUCUACGGCUGUGAUUUGAUUCAAGAAAGUGGUAUUUUACUUAGAUUACCACAAGCUGCUAUGGCCACUGGUCAAGUACUAUUCCAUCGUUUCUAUUGCAAGAAAUCAUUUGCUCGAUUCAAUGUCAAGAAAGUUGCAGCUAGUUGUGUUUGGCUUGCGUCUAAACUAGAGGAAAGCCCUAGAAAAUCAAGGCAAGUCAUUAUUGUUUUUCACAGAAUGGAAUGCAGGAGAGAGAAUUUAACCAUGGAGUUUUUGGACCUAACUUCAAAGAAAUUUGCAGAGUUGAAGAUGGAACUGAGCAGAACAGAAAGGCACAUAUUGAAAGAGAUGGGUUUUGUUUGUCAUGUUGAGCAUCCUCACAAAUUUAUUUCAAACUACCUUGCGACCCUUGAAGCGCCUAAAGAAUUGAGGCAGGAAGCUUGGAAUCUUGCAAAUGAUAGUCUAUAUCAACUCUCUAUUUGGAGCAGUUUGCGCACAACCUUGUGUGUUCGUUUCAAGAGUGAGGUUGUGGCCUGUGGGGUUGUAUAUGCUGCAGCACGUAGGUUCCAAGUACCUCUUCCUGAGAAUCCACCAUGGUGGAAGGCAUUUGAUGCAGAUAAAUCUGGGAUUGAUGAAGUUUGUAGAGUUCUAGCUCACCUUUACAGCCUUCCUAAGGCAAAGUACAUAUCAGUCUGCAAGGAUGGAGAUUUUUCUUUUUCUAGGAAGUCUUCAGAUUCUCAAUUGCAGCCACUUCCAAAGGAAGCUCCACAGGUUAGCUCACCGAACAAUGAUGAUAUUGCUCCCAAGUCAGCCCCAACUGUGAGUGGUGCAGAAUCAGGAGCUUCCAAGGGUACAUUAAUAAAAGCAGCUCUAGAUAAGCUGAAGGACUCUAAGAAGAGUGAUGAUGAGUCCAAGCCUACUGAUGGAGAGGCAAGAGAUGAGGCCAUUCCAAGAUCCAAGUCUGAGCACAGAUCAGAGGCAAGUGGGGACAGGAUCAAGGACAGAGAAAGGGAUAGAGAUAGGGGAAGGGAGAGGGAGAGGGAGAGGGAGAGGGAGAGGGAUAGAAUAAAGGAGAGGGGUAGAGAUUCUGACAGGGAAAGGGAGAGGGAAGAGACUGAGAGGGACCGAGAUAAAGCUAAGGAUCGAAGUCAUCGAUCGAAGGAUAGAGGAAAAGAUUCAGGACAUUCAGAGAAAUCAAGAUAUCAUUCAUCACGUGACCGUGACUACCACAGUUCCUCGUAUUCUUCAAGGGAGAAGGAUCGUCAUAGACAUCACUCGUAUGCUUAAAUCGGUCAUUGAGGUGUGCGCUUUCACUUCAAUAUAUAGCUGCUAUCUGAAAUACUGUAGUUAUAUAUUAUGUGGUUCAGUACAUCUUUGGAAUGCAGGAAAGGGAUUUAAAUUUGGAUGCAGAAUUUCCAUUUGAUAUCAAUUCGUGAAUUUCAUUUCAAAAGAGAUACUUGCUUAUUCUGCAAUUGUGUGCGAAAUACAUUUCUACUAGCGCCUUUCCACUAAACAUUCAUUUGUACAGUUCUGAUGAUGAUGAUAUUAUUCUCUAUUUAUGCUAUUCGCAAGAGUUGUCUA
This is a messenger RNA of Jatropha curcas, 2058 nucleotides long. RefSeq names its product cyclin-L1-1. Gene Ontology annotation, molecular function: cyclin-dependent protein serine/threonine kinase regulator activity. Lineage: Eukaryota; Viridiplantae; Streptophyta; Magnoliopsida; Malpighiales; Euphorbiaceae. The record is from RefSeq and is a predicted model, not a curated record. Gene Ontology annotation, biological process: regulation of transcription by RNA polymerase II.